CAUGCGUGCUCCGCGCGGCUUUCGCUGUCACUUCCGGCUGUUUGUCCGGGAAGCGGAUUCGUUCGGAGCCUAGCGCGCGGACCCCGGGGACCCGGCCCACCAGCUGUACACCAGGCCGCCGCCAUGGCCCGGGACUACGACCAUCUCUUCAAACUGCUCAUCAUCGGAGACAGCGGUGUUGGAAAAAGCAGUUUACUUCUGAGAUUUGCUGACAACACUUUUUCAGGCAGCUAUAUAACUACUAUUGGAGUGGACUUUAAGAUUCGGACUGUUGAAAUUAAUGGAGAGAAAGUGAAACUUCAAAUCUGGGACACUGCAGGCCAGGAACGAUUUCGAACCAUCACCUCCACAUAUUACAGAGGGACACAUGGUGUUAUUGUUGUUUAUGAUGUAACCAGUGCAGAAUCUUUUGUCAAUGUCAAAAGAUGGUUACAUGAAAUCAAUCAGAAUUGCGAUGAUGUAUGUCGGAUAUUAGUGGGCAAUAAGAAUGAUGACCCUGACCGGAAAGUGGUGGAGACUGAAGAUGCUUUCAAGUUUGCUGGACAAAUGGAUAUACAGCUUUUUGAGACUAGUGCCAAAGAAAACUUAAAUGUUGAAGAGAUGUUUAACUGCAUUACAGAGCUAGUCCUGAAAGCUAAGAAAGAGAACUUGGCAAAGCAGCAGCAGCAGCAACAGAAUGAUGUGGUGAAAUUAACCAAAAACAGUAAACGAAAGAAGAGGUGCUGCUAGGUGCAGGCACAGCACAGAGAGCCUGCUCUCAAUCCGAACAUUCGCUCCUGGGAUGAAGAGUACCUGUGCCACGGGCAGUGCCCAUCUUUCAGGGGUUGGGGCAUUUUCUCAAUUUUGUGCUGUUAAUUUAAGAAUUUACUCCAGAUUUUCUGUUGAGAGGCGCAGGCACCUUUUUAUUGCUGUGCCAAGAAGGUGUUGUGGAUUCUUGUCGGGCCCCCUGUCCAGAGCGUCUGCUUGGAAAGGACAAUUGCAGUGCCUACAUUAUGGACUGAUUAACAAGAGUCUGUACAUACUGUAUAUUGCGUUAACCAUCCUCUUCUCCCUCAUCGCUUUUGGCUUCUUAUCGCCAAUCUGUCAUGAUGCGUGAAUAUGAACUGAUCCACUUUUUAAAGAUUUAUUAGUACAGAUGGUGUCUUAACCUUGGCUUGCGUCUGGUUUCUGUCCUUGCCGUUAGGGUAAGAUUUACUAGGCCUUGCUGUUAAUUUGCUUUUCUGCUGUUUAGUUUAUGUCAAUAUUUAAAACCAUGCUAUAGAAAAGUGACCAUUACAUUGACCAGGGCAGGAUAUAAGACUACAACAAUUUUUUUUUGGUUGUUUUUAAUGGAUUUAUUCUGAACUGUUAUCACUUGUUUUGAUCUGUCUAGAAAAAACAAAAAAACACAAAACAAAAAAAAUUGUGAAUUUAAGAAACAAAAUUAUGAAAACAAUCUGCCAAAUUUUUUUGUACCAUCUUGUUCAUAAAUGGGAACAAACGAUAAUAAAAAUGUGAACUAUGGGUCCUAAA
Messenger RNA from Pelobates fuscus (common spadefoot toad), 1512 nucleotides. RefSeq names its product RAB35, member RAS oncogene family (gene RAB35). The transcript is spliced from 6 exons. NCBI's taxonomy places the organism in Eukaryota, Metazoa, Chordata, Amphibia, Anura, Pelobatidae. The record is from RefSeq and is a predicted model, not a curated record. Gene Ontology annotation, biological process: Rab protein signal transduction; endocytic recycling. Bases 124 to 729 code for a protein of 201 amino acids. Gene Ontology annotation, molecular function: GTPase activity; GTP binding. Gene Ontology annotation, cellular component: endosome membrane; plasma membrane.